This is a messenger RNA of Tachysurus vachellii, 587 nucleotides long. RefSeq names its product NADH:ubiquinone oxidoreductase subunit B11 (gene ndufb11). NCBI's taxonomy places the organism in Eukaryota, Metazoa, Chordata, Actinopteri, Siluriformes, Bagridae. The record is from RefSeq and is a predicted model, not a curated record. The transcript has 3 exons. Bases 38 to 496 code for a protein of 152 amino acids.
UUACAUCCGGAACAGAGUGUGUUGUACUGCAGCGGACAUGAGCAGUAAAAUGUCCUCCCAGCUGAGGCGGCUUUGGUCCUGUGUGUCUCCUCUACAGGUCCAUCUGAGGCGCUCGGUGUCUCACAGCGGGACGUCCAGAGCCGCCGGAGCCGUGACAGGGACACAGAUACCGGAGGUUUCACACGUGGACCGCGGACACGCAGAGGGACACGCAGAGGUCAACGUGUUCGACAAGAACCCAGAGUACCAUGGCUUCUCGGAUGACCCGUUCGUUGACGAGUGGAACAUGAGGCUGGCUUUUUUCUUCGGCAUUUCUAUGGCCAUCGUCGUCGGGGGGACGUUCAUCCACUAUUUACCGGAUCACGGUAUGAGACAGUGGGCUCGACGGGAAGCCGAGCGACUCGUCGUACUGAGAGAGGCUCAGGGUCUCCCUCUGAUCGACGAGAACUACUACGACCCGAACAAGAUCAUCCUCCCUUCAUCCUCAGAAGAGUAGACGAAGAUUCACCUGCUCAGAUGUUCAUUUGUGUUCCUGUACAUUUACUUCUAGUGAAAUAUCACAAUAAAAGCGUGUGUUAUUACAUUUA